Messenger RNA from Teleopsis dalmanni, 1386 nucleotides. RefSeq lists its product as uncharacterized. The record is from RefSeq and is a predicted model, not a curated record. The coding region runs from base 1 to 1386 and encodes 461 amino acids. NCBI's taxonomy places the organism in Eukaryota, Metazoa, Arthropoda, Insecta, Diptera, Diopsidae. Gene Ontology annotation, molecular function: catalytic activity. The transcript has a single exon.
AUGAUUAACAAAACCAUUAAAUCUCUUCCAAUUACAGAGCUUAUACAGCGUGAUCUGGUGGCGGUACAGGCAGAAGUGCCUAGUACUAGGGGGACGAGAAUAAUAGUUUUUGCAUCUCUGUACCUCCCUGGCGACGCAGAGGAAGCGGUGUCUCUCGAGCUCCAGCAGCUUACAGAAUACUGCCGUAUCCGAAACCUACAGUGGGUAAUGUGCUGCGACGCCAACGCACACCAUACAGUAUGGGGAAGCACAGACAUCAAUACACGAGGUGAGUCACUUUUUGAUUAUAUCACAACUAACAAUUUAAUGGUAGUUAAUAAAGGUAACGAACCUACUUUUGUAAAUGCGAUAAGGGAAGAGGUAUUAGAUCUCACUUUAGCAAGUGCAUUUAUAUCAAAUAACAUUUCAAAUUGGAGGGUGUUAGAGGAGAACUCCUUAUCAGAUCACAAAUAUAUACGCUUUGAUUUGGAAGGGGAAGUUGAAGACACUUUCGAAAUAAGAAAUGUUAGGAAGGCCAACUGGUCUCUAUAUAACUUCUAUUUAGAACAAAACAUUAGUUGUCUUGGGAAUAGGAUUACUAAUUGUCAGGAACUAAAUCUUGAGGUUAACAAACUAGAAAAUAUUAUUACAGGGGCUUUUGAAAAUAGCUGCGAACUUAUCAAAAAGAAACGUUCUAGGAAAGUCCCAUGGUGGAAUAGAGAACUAGAUAUUUUACGCAAAAAAGCCCGCCAGCUCCUUAAUAGAGCCAAGUCCAAUGGGGACUGGGCAUCUUACAAGUGUGCCUUAACGGCUUACAAUAGGGAAUUGAGGAAAUCAAAGAGGGAAUCAUGGAGGAGGCACUGCGAGGAGAUUGAAACACUUCCUGCGGCUGCGAGACUCCAGAAAUCUCUAAAUAAAGACCACUCAAAUAGCCUCUCUACAUUAAAGAAGGCUGACGGAAGCUUUACGGUAAGUCUGGAAGAAACGGGACAGCUUUUGCUGGACACUCAUUUUCCAGGCUGCGCCAUGUAUACUGAGACUACGGAAACCAUCGAGGAUACUCGUUUCUUAUUGGUUACACGAAGGGAUCUUUCACUGGCCCGUAAAAUCUUUACAGUCAAUAAAACUAAAUGGGCCAUUUCCACUUUCAGCCCGUUUAAAUCACCUGGUAUCGAUAAUAUACAACCGUGCCUUCUUCAGAAAGGCGUUGAUAUAUUAGCACCGAUAUUAACAAACUUAUUUAGGAUAAGUCUAGAAUUAGGCGUAAUACCUAAACAUUGGACGAAGGCUAGGGUAGCUUUCAUACCGAAAGCAGGCAAAAAGGCGGACCACACGCCAAAAGCUUUUCGGCCCAUUAGCCUUACUUCUUUCCUGCUUAAAGCAAUGGAGAAGAUUCUAGAUCAAUAG